Cooperia oncophora is the source of this 516-nucleotide messenger RNA. The record is from the annotation of a GenBank genome assembly. NCBI's taxonomy places the organism in Eukaryota, Metazoa, Nematoda, Chromadorea, Rhabditida, Trichostrongylidae.
AUGAGACGCGGUGGUCGAGGCGGUUACGAAGGAGGAGGUCAGCGCUAUGGUGGACGUGACCGAAACAACGAUGAUUCGAGAGAAGGUGGAUGGAAAGGAAAAAAUUUCAGAAACAAGGACAGAGAGGAUCGGUCCACCUGGGAUAUUCGUCCCACCCCAGAAGAAGUUGCCAAGCAGAAAAAACUCUUGUGGUCAAACAAAAAAGUAAACAAAGAGGCAAGCAGUGAUGCUGCUGAAGGAAGCGCAGAAGGCUCGACAGAACAAGCACCGAGCCAAGACAAAAAUGUUGGCUUGUGGUCUAGCGCGAUAACAGCGAGUGGUGUUGGUGGUGACCAGGCGAACAAAUUUCUGAAACUCAUGGGCAUCAAGAAUGUUCCCACUGUUGAUCCGGCCACUCGUCUCAAGGAGGAAAGUGAAAAGCAAAAGAAAGUGAUGCGAGAUUUGGAUCGGCAAUAUGAAAUUGCACGUGAAGCCACACACAUGGGACGAGGCUUAGGACUAGGAUUUCAUCAAUAA